Messenger RNA from Exaiptasia diaphana, 1200 nucleotides. RefSeq names its product ubiquitin-conjugating enzyme E2 variant 2. Lineage: Eukaryota; Metazoa; Cnidaria; Anthozoa; Actiniaria; Aiptasiidae. The record is from RefSeq and is a predicted model, not a curated record. The transcript is spliced from 5 exons. Gene Ontology annotation, biological process: protein K63-linked ubiquitination; DNA damage tolerance. Gene Ontology annotation, cellular component: nucleus. Bases 23 to 457 code for a protein of 144 amino acids.
UCGGCCUCGAACGUGUGUUGUAAUGUCCAAGAUGGCGACGACGGUAGAAGUACCACGAAAUUUUCGMCUUCUCGAAGAACUAGAAUCUGGACAAAAAGGUGGCGACGGCAAUACAAGUUGGGGCCUUGAAGAUGAYGAAGAUCUAACCCUUACUAGGUGGACUGGGAUGAUUCUUGGGACGCCAAGAACUCCUUAUGAAAAUAGGAUAUACAAUUUAAAAGUUGAAUGCGGACCAAACUACCCAAAAUGCCCACCAAAUGUGAGGUUUACAACCAAGAUCACCAUGACCGGCGUUGGCCCUAGGGGAGAGAUUGAUCAUAAAAAAUUCACUAUAUUAAGUAAAAGUCAUUGGGUCCCAAGCAACACAAUACAAGAUGUGCUUCAAUCUAUUAGAAAACAAAUGACAGCCAAAGAAAACCAAAAGCUUAGCCAGCCCCCUGAGGGGGAGACAUACUAGGGGUACCCCCACCAUACGARCCUUCUUGUCUAGUAAAAUUUUCUUUUGCAAGAGUUACAUMUGAAUGUCUGUUGGCAUGUUAGUAACACAUUAGUCACUUAGGAAUGACUGACUUAUAGUAACUAAAUAGAUCCUAGAAAUUAGAUCCUGCACCUGGCAUCAAAUCACCUUAAUCUGGGGGGCAGAACAAAUGACUGAAUAGUCAUUAUGGUUUCAUAAAGUUUUUUAGAGAGAUUUACACUCCCUUGUGACAUAGAAUGCAUUGUCUUGUCCUCCAGUUGGAGCUGCAGUCCCACACAUUACAUGAUGUCUAUUGCUAUCUGAGCUCAAAUCUAUUGUUUUGCCCCUCAGAUGGAAGAUCAAGGGGUCUAUGUAGCAAUAGCCAUAGAAAAACUUCAUGUAYGUAGAAUACAAUUACUAAAAGUAAAAUGUGUAAGUUAGCACCAUUUAGUAUCAAAUGAUGCCAAUUGAGCAAUUMUUGAUAACUAUAGAUACUGAUGAAGAUUCAUUUACACAGGUGCUAUAGUGAAAAAAUAUUAAACUUUUCCCAAAGUUUAACUUUUUUUUCACAAAAACAAUGGGAUUAGYAUUUUUACAAUGUGCUAUUUAUGUUGUACACUUUUAGUCUUUGUACUGUGGAGUGAACUCAUUUAAUACAUGAAACAAAACUAGUAAAAUAAGCGCUUAUUUAUGCUAGUUCCUUUGUUUCUUAUUGUUUAUUAAUCAACACUAUUUAGCAGUAA